AUGGCAGAAGUCGUGCAGAUGUUUUUGUUCCUAUAUAAAUCGAAGUAUCGUCGAAAAGGGCAGUGCCGUGAGGUGGUACGAGAUCAGUGCGGUGUAAUUGCGGUGCCGUGGCCAAUACUGUGGGCGGCGCUGAUUUGUUGGGUGGUGCACGUAACCGCGGCCGCCUCCUCCUCCUCAUCGUCGCUGACGACGGAUACGACCUGCGACACGGACAGUUGCGUCAACGGAGACUGUGUCAAUGGCACUUGCGUAUGCCACGAGGGUUGGCAGGGUUCGGCGUGUCAAUUUUGCGGCGGAAAAGUCAAAUUGACGGAGCCGACAGGAAACAUCCACGACGGUAUCGGGAAUUACACGGCGGACGUAAAGUGUUCUUGGCUAAUCGAGAGCAGUCCAAACUCCACUAUACGGAUGCACGUGGAGCAAUUCGCAACGGAAUGCGGUUGGGAUCAUAUGUACAUUUACGACGGUGACAGUGUCGAAGCGCCGUUGCUCGCCGUCUUCUCUGGAUUGAUGCACAAAGAUGGCUACCACAUACGUCGCGUUCCGGAAGUGAUCGCCCGUUCCGGAAGCGCGCUCCUUCACUUCUACUCGGAUGUCGCUUAUAACAUGAGCGGUUUCAAUAUUAGCUAUAAGAUCAAUGCCUGUCCCAGCAGGUAUUCGCACAUCGACUGUUCUGGACACGGGGUUUGCAUUGAUGGUGUGUGUACAUGUGAUGCCACGUGGACCGGUGAAGCCUGUGAGAUUCAAGUUUGCCCGAACAACUGUUCCCAUAAUCAUGGACAGGGCGAAUGUAAUCGAGAGAGUCAUCAUUGUGAUUGUGUGCAUGGUUUCAAGGGCUCUGAUUGCAGCCAAAGAAGCGAUCGUGGAUUCUGGGAGAGCGUAUUCUAUACUGACUUCUCACCUGAAGGCUCGGCUAGUCAUUGCUCUAUCGUUUGGAAAGAUUCUUUAUAUAUAGUUGGUGGUGAAAGCUUUCAUCGCGCCAAAAUGAUUUAUGUGUACGAUUUCAAUGGAAAUGUUUGGGAGACCCCUCACGUCGAAGGCAAGGUUCCUCAACCUCGAUACGCUCACUCGUGUAUACUUUUCGGUGACAAAAUAUUCAUGUAUGGCGGUGUAUUGCCUAAUUCUACGGUAACCAAUGAAAUCUGGGCAUUUGACGUAUCUGCGAAAGUCUGGGAGAAUGUAACCGUACACGACAACAGUAACAAAACUAUGCGUGGUCCUCUAAAGGUAGCCGGACAUUCUGCAACCCUGGUACAAAGCCAUGGAAGAAAAGAAAAAAUGGUGGUAAUAUUCGGAUACUCGCCUCAAUAUGGUUACUUGAACGAGAUCCAAGAAUAUCAUUUAGGCACACGCGAAUGGCAAAUCGUAGACACAAUUGGAUUCCCUGUAAAAGGUGGUUACGGGCAUAGCUCUGCUUAUGAUGCAUUGACAAAUCUCAUUUAUGUGUAUGGAGGAUACGUAUCAGAAUCGCAGACCACACAGGUCUUAACUAGUCGAUUGUACUCCUAUGAUCCAAAUUUUCGUCAAUGGACAUUGCUUACGGCUGCCCCAUCAGCUCGUUUCUUUCACACAGCUGUGUUCAUUUCUGGUGGUUUGAUGAUCGUCUUUGGCGGUAAUAUGCAUAACGAUACGCAACAUUCGGAUGGAACGAGAUGUUAUUCGGCGGAUACGAUCGCAUAUGAUGUCACUUGUGAUUCCUGGCAUCAAUUUCCUAUGCCCAAAGAGAUGACCGACCUGCCCAGGUAUGGACACAGUGCGACUGUGUUUGAGAAGUCAAUGUACAUCUAUGGGGGAUUCGAUGGACAAAUGUUGUCUGAUAUGACAAGGUACACUCCAGGAAAUUGUGAGCACUUGACAAAUCAGAAUCAUUGUUUAAAUGCAAGGACAGGCGUGAAGUGUGUGUGGGACAAAAGAGAAAACCGAUGUAUACAGAUCACGAAGAUACCUCGACAUGUGCUUCUUAACGAUGACAUGCAUGACGGAAUUUAUAUGAGAUGUCUGGAUGACACUCCGCCUCGCGGGAUGACAUCUCAUAAGGAAUUAUGCAAGCUGCUUACGGAUUGUGUGGCUUGCGUACAAACAUCAUAUAAUUGCAUAUGGUGUGGUAAGAGUUGCUCGCACGAGAUUUGCCGAGACAACGCUAAUGCACCUCCGACCAAGGCUAUCAGCGAUCUAGAACAAUGUGAUGCUCACACAGCCAUUAAAUGUUUGCAGUUGCAUACGUGCCAUGCGUGUUCUAGUAAUCCACACUGCAUCUGGUCUUGGUCAAAUGGACCUGAUCGGUGUAAGCCGUAUUCGAAAGCUCGAGAACAAGUGACCAUUUUAAACGGAACUAUUCAAGCACAAAGAUUGUCCAUAGAUUCUUGUCGCAGUCCAUGCGUGGACUAUACUUCCUGUAAAAAUUGCACAGAAUCAGAUUGUAUUUGGUGUCAAAAUGAGAAAAGAUGUGUGGACAAAAAUGCAUAUCCUGCAAGCUUCCCUUAUGGACAAUGUCGUGAAUGGACAACGGUUGAUUCAAAAUGUCAUCCCACGGAAACGGGAAAGGAAUGGUGCACGUUUUAUUCAUCUUGUGCAGCGUGUCGGUCUGAUCCUGGAUGCGGAUGGUGUGAUGACGGUUCUGGGACAGGAAAAGGAUUGUGUUUGCCAGGUGGAGCUCGUGGUCCAAGUACUAAAAGCUUGGACACUUGCUCAAUCGAACGAUGGUAUUUUACAAAAUGUCCUACUUGUCAAUGCAAUGGUCAUAGCAAGUGUCUUUCAAAUAGCAGCAUAUGUAUUCAACCAUGUGGAAAUUUAACUUAUGGACCUCACUGCGAUAAAUGUAUUCCUGGUUACUAUGGAAAUCCAUUAAAUGGAGCCACUUGUCAACCAUGUUUUUGUAAUAAUCAAGGCACGCAAUGCACCAGUGAAACGGGUAAAUGUUUCUGUACAACGAAAGGCAUUAUUGGAGAUCAUUGUGAACGAUGUGACGUGUCUAGCCUUUAUCAUGGAGAUCCUACUAAUAAAGGAUCUUGUUUUUACGAUUUGGCUAUUGAUUAUCAAUUUACAUUCAAUUUAAGUAAAAAAGAGGACCGUCAAUACAGAGCGAUUAAUUUCAAGAAUUCUCCGCCAAAACCCGAUAUUGAUGCAGAGUUUUCCAUUACGUGUUCCGUUCUGGCUAAAAUGAACAUUACGGUGAAAAGAGGAAAUACACCGGAAAUGCCAGUCAUUCUUGGUGCAAAUUGCACGACCAGCAUGUAUAAACAUCGUUUUAUUAAAGAUGGUUAUGGUUUCGGUAGUGAGAACAAUAAUACACUGACUACAUUCUAUGUAUAUGUGUACGAUUUCCAACCGCCGGUGUGGAUUCAAAUUUCUUUUUCACAAUAUUCCAAACUCAACUUGCAGCAAUUCUUUAUAACAUUUUGCACAGAUUACAUGCCUAGGUGCUUCCUUGCUCUACUGUUGGUGGCUGCUGUUCUUUGGAAAAUUAAGCAAAAAUAUGAUAUGUACAGAAGAAGGCAGAGAUUAUUUGUAGAAAUGGAACAAAUGGCCAGUAGAGCGUUUAGCCAAGUUUUGGUAGAAAUCGAGAGGCGGGACAUCGAUAAUUCUGACUCGGAGCGAAGUGAGUCCGAAUUAGUAAAUUGCCGCAAAAAGAAAAAGGAUGCCCCUAGUCCGAUCGCAUUGGAGCCCUGUUGUGGUAACAGAGCAGCGGUCCUGUCGUUGCUAGUCAGACUGCCUACUGGUGGUGAACCGUACACUCCGGCUGGUCAGAGCGCCGGUUUAGCCGUAGCGUCUGCGUUAGUUACACUGGGUAGCCCGCGGAGGCCAUCUCAGGAAUUGACGACGAAAGAGCCGACAAAAACACGAAAGUCUGCCAGCCAACAUCCAGAUUCCACUUGCAUUUAGCGAUAAGGGCGUGAAAGUAGAGACACCUUAAACAUAAACUACGCCGUGGGUGACUAUGAGCCUUAGAUAUAUUUCUGUGAUCUUGCCUUAGCGAAUAGGCAGGACUGUUCAACAGUUAAACUCUUCGAACUCUGAUCGAGUGAAGUGUGUAAUACAUUAUUAUUACUAAUUUUUUUUUUUUCGUUUUCGUUUUCGUUCGUUCCGUGAUAAAUAUUCGUUUCGUUUCGUAAAAUCAAUCGGUGAAACUACAAUAACAAAUUCGACUUCCCGAAGAACAUAUUUCCGAGGAGAAUUGCAUCCCGUCAUACUCAAAGGGUCAGCUAAAUGAUUUGAAUGUACAUAUUGGAUUUUCGAUGCGAAAUGGGGAUCAGCCAUUUUUCUUUCAACCAAUUUUUGGUAAGUAAAUUAGUACAUGAAUUAUUCGCGUUGCGAUAAUACGCUUGGCUGACUUGAGAUUUUUUUAUCAUUUUAUUUCUUUCGUUUCUACGUGACAAUGUACAGUGUUGUAUAUAGAUCUGUUAUGCGAUUUAUUUCUUUCGUUUAGUCAUUGCGAUCGAACGGAAUCGAGUUCGUUCCGCAAUUAUCGAAGUGUCUUCGAAAAGGGCUAUAAAAAAAACCGAAUGUUGUUCUUUAUUCGAAAAAUGAAUUUCGCGCGUAAUAAAGUCGAUACGUGCUGCUCUCUGUACGAAUUUCAACGAAUUCGGUCGAGAGGUCGCUGAAAAUUGGUGGAUGAUUGAAAAACGAAAUAUUGGAAAAUUCGAUUUACCAGAUGCAGUUCGAACUUAAUUUUCGUUCUUCGUUUUGUAAACUUGUGUAAAUACAUGUAUGGUUGUAUAUCCGAAAUGAAAAUUACGAUACAGACGAACUGUACAGAUAUAAAUUCGAUUUGAAAGAGAAAGAAAGGUAGCAGAGUGAGGAAUAUAUAAUUUUUUUGUGUAUUCAUAUCUAAUAAGCGGUAAAGAUUUAAUUCUAAAUUAAAGGAAAUGAAUAGGGGUGAAUUGUUGAUAUUUUAAAUGUUGCAUCUUUGUAUAAUCUUCGUAUUCUAUAUAUCUAUUGUGCCAAAGCAUUUUUUGAUAUUGGUAUCAUCAUUAAAGAAAAAAAAUAUCAAAAUAUCAUUGGUGUAGAUACGAAUUUUUAUUCAAUUCAAUCAAUUUUGAAAAAAUUAUUAAAAAACGAUAAAAUAUGAAAGUCAAUUUCUUUCACUUGUCUCUAUUCAUUUCCAUAGAGAAGAGGGUUCGCUAUACGAUCGAAAUAUAUGAAUCAAAGAAAUGAGUUAUUCUCAUUUGAAGAUUUUUUUAAAUACGACAUAAUAAUUUCUAUCGUGUAGCGUUCCAUGUAAUUUUAAUGUAUAACGAACUUAGAAAGAAAAAGAAAACAAAAAAAAACCAAAAAAAAGGAUGUGGACGUUGCAAUAAACUGAAAGAAUCGCGGUAAUUCUUCGGUCGACGAUACGGUUUUCGUUUUGCUACAAAGAUGGCGGUGCUGGUUGUUUCAUGUACCAAGCCUAACCUCAAAAUCUCUAAACGGGCAAGUGAAAAGACAAACGAACGUAUAUGUUAUGUGGCUGUGGUUUAUUUUUUCAUUUAUAUUGUUGUUCAUUUAUAUUACAAAUAUAUAUAAAUUUCUUAUAUUUUUGCGUGGCCAAUAAAAGAUAGCUGCUUCCGUUCUGAAAUUUAGAAUGAUCUCACGUUCUUACUUCCUGUUCUGAAUAUGGAGGCAGCUCUUACUAUCACGUGUUCCAUAAAACAAAUGAAAAAUAGAAAAAAAGGAGAAACCGUUUUAUAUCGUAGCAAAACAGUUUCUUAGAACUUAAAAAACCUCCAGCACUUGCAUAGCAUACGGACAGAAUAUUCGCGUAUAAGUGUCGUCUAAUUUUAAUUCUUGUAAAAAUCGAAUUUUUUUAAUGUGUAUUUUACCAUAAUGUUCAAAAUUGGAGGGCCGACUGCUUAUUAAUCCACUACUGAGAUAAGAAAUAAGAGAAAAAUGCUGAUUAUAAUAUUUUAUAUUUAAUUAUCUGUUAUAGAAUAUUUUAUCCAAUUUUUUUGUUACCUAUUACAAUUAGCUUCCAAUGCUCAAGUUUAUUCUGUAUGAGUAGAUGAUCCUCCAAUCCUGCGCAUGGUAUAAGACUCGAGUACAUUAAGAGUAUCGUUUUAGCUUAAGUUUUCAGUCACAAAGGAUGAAAGUGAUAUAGAUUUUUUUUUUAAAUCAUUGUAUAGCACGGAUCAAGUGCAAUGUAUUUCGUUUUACCAUAUAUAAUACUCAUCAAUGUUCUUUCAUUCUCUCUACUGUACUCGGAGUCUCUUUUUGUGAGGGUGCAACCAGAUGCUAGUCAAUGUGGUUGUACGUGAUUUAAAUUGACAAAGUUACCCACCAUUCUUCAGAGUCACUUCUAUCACUUUGUUAAGAGAAAAAGAACUAUUUAUUCUUAUUCUUUGAUUAUGCUCUGGUUGCAUUCACUUAGAGCAUAGUGUAUAUUUUAUAUUAUUAUCGUAAAGAUAAUUUAAUUUUUUUUAUACAACUGUUUUAUUUUUGUUUGUUUUUUUUUAAAUGAAAUAAUAGGAGCGCGUAUCCUCUCCUCCAGUUCUUGUUUUGAAAUCAAACUUUUUAUUAUUUUUUUGUGUAAAAAUUUAUAAUUGUAUAUAUACAAGUAUAAAUAAUGUUACGUUAUAUUUAAAGAAAAUAGGAUUAUAUUCGAUAUAUUGCUCAACUUUUGAGUAGAUUUCUUCUUAAAUCGCGCUUAAUAAUUUUUAUUUUAUCGACUUUUUUCUUUCGUAUCUAAAUCUAUAUUUAGAUUUUGUGUUCAUUCGAAGGAAAAGGUAUUUAAAAUAU
Molecule: messenger RNA, 6711 nt
Organism: Apis florea (little honeybee)
Lineage: Eukaryota; Metazoa; Arthropoda; Insecta; Hymenoptera; Apidae
Gene: dsd
Product: attractin-like protein dsd
Cellular component (GO): Golgi apparatus
Molecular function (GO): protein binding
Source: RefSeq, a predicted model, not a curated record